AUGCCCUUCGGACCGACCUACGAUAUCAUCAACACUCUCGCCCGAUGGAGUCUCAACUCGUACUUCAAGGCCAUCGUCAUCUCCAACCCCCAGGAGGUCCCGCCAACCGGCCCGGUGAUCGUCGCCGGAAAUCACUGGAACAUGACCAUCGAUCCGGCCAUGUUGUCCUCUAGAAUGCCUCACGGGAGACGAUUACAUUACUGGGCUAAAAACACCCUCUUCAAGAACCCGAUCAUCAACUUCAUCCUUCUAGAUGCCGGCAACAUCCCUGUCGAUCGAACCACCCGAAACAACCAGUUGCUAUUCAAAGGCACUUUUGACGUCUUGAAAUUAGGCGAAUGUGUGGCUUUAUUUCCUGAGGGUACGAGCUACACUCAGCCAAAAAUCAUUCAAGUCAAGGAUGGGAUAGCCUGGACUGCCUUAGAGUAUGCGAAGAAUCUACGGCUGACAGGACAAGAGUUAUCUGGAUCAGCGGGUACGGCGAAUGGACUUCGCACGGCGCCAGGAGAGGUAGAAGAUGUGAAAGUGAUAGUAUGUGGACUGAACUACACGGACAAGACUCGGUACCGGGCGGCGGUUCAGGUCGAGUAUUCGGCGGCGAUCACGCUGGACCAGGCGACGGUCGACCGAUUCAUGACUGUCGGCGAGGAGAAAGCCGCCGUCAAGGAGCUUAUCCGCUCCAUCGAGGCCCGCCUUAGAGCCGUCACCGUCAACGCUGACGACUGGGAAACUCUCUGGUCCGCCCGCAUCCUCCGCGAGUUCAUUUGGGCCGACGGCUUAGGUCCCCUCCACCAUUAUCGCGACAACAUGCAACAGCUCGUCAACAUCAUGUCUUUGAAAGAAGAUUCACCGCCGUCGAUCAGAAACCUACGGACGGAUCUGAUCGAGUAUCACCAUCAACUUGCAGCAGUGAACACGAGUCACCAGGUGUUUGCACAGGUGUUUCCGAGCCGUGAGGCGCGUGCCCGACUGUUAGUCGAGGCCGGCCGCUGCCUGUUUAUCUGGCCCUUCUUCCUCAUGUUCGCUGCGGCCCAUAUCCCGGCCUAUCUGGGCGCUUACUUGGGCUCGCGUCUCCAACCGAAUGAGCCGGAGAGCAUGGACCAAAACAAAGUAGUACUAGGACUGUUCUCGGGGCUAGCGGCAGUGCCGAUCUACGUGGUGAUUAUAGCACGCAUGUUACUAGCACAACAGGAGGAGAGGGACUGGAUGCGUAUGAUGGUAGCGACGAUAAUAGGACUAGGGGCGGUGAUAGUGGUACAUGUGGUGCACGACGGGAUGGUUGAUGGGGCGUAUGGGGCGUGGAAGCGACUGCGCACUUGCUGGCGAUUGAAGGAGGACCGACUGGACGAGCUCUGGGACCUCCGCGAGCGCUGUCUUGAAGGCUGGGCCGCCCUCGAAAACGACCUCCGAUCCGCCCACCAUCCCGGGUUUCUCAAACUCUUGGCUCUCGACUCCCUCGCUUCUCGCAUCCACUCUCCUCUCACCCCGGCUAACUCUUCUGGCCUGAUCGCUGACCCUCCUUCUGAUCUCGAUCCCCUCUUGGAUAGCUCCGUCGACGAAAAAUCUCUUCUCAGAGGUAAAAAAACUCUUUGA
Messenger RNA from Puccinia triticina, 1593 nucleotides. RefSeq lists its product as uncharacterized. The coding region runs from base 1 to 1593 and encodes 530 amino acids. Gene Ontology annotation, cellular component: endoplasmic reticulum membrane. Lineage: Eukaryota; Fungi; Basidiomycota; Pucciniomycetes; Pucciniales; Pucciniaceae. Gene Ontology annotation, biological process: phospholipid biosynthetic process. The record is from RefSeq and is a predicted model, not a curated record. Gene Ontology annotation, molecular function: glycerone-phosphate O-acyltransferase activity; glycerol-3-phosphate O-acyltransferase activity. The transcript is spliced from 6 exons.